Punctularia strigosozonata HHB-11173 SS5 is the source of this 945-nucleotide messenger RNA. RefSeq lists its product as uncharacterized. The coding region runs from base 1 to 945 and encodes 314 amino acids. Gene Ontology annotation, biological process: lipid storage; phospholipid biosynthetic process; lipid droplet organization. The record is from RefSeq and is a predicted model, not a curated record. Gene Ontology annotation, cellular component: endoplasmic reticulum membrane. The transcript has 3 exons. NCBI's taxonomy places the organism in Eukaryota, Fungi, Basidiomycota, Agaricomycetes, Corticiales, Punctulariaceae.
AUGCCGAUCGCAGACUUACGAGUGGUUGCAAUAACGGCCGUCGCGUCCAUAGUCGUCCUCGGAACGGCUUACAGCGUCCAACACAACACCUACCUCGACACCUCCAACCCGCACAUCACCUCCUUACCGCACCCGCUCCACGCUUCGCACUACUUCGCCAGCAAGUCCAACCCUCUCAAUGUCUACUUCAUCAAGAAAGCCUGGGGUUGGACGUCGCUCGCGUUCCUAGCUCUGUUCUUCACCCUUCCGCCGUCGGAAGGCUCCAUCGUGACGGCGCGGUCGAAGGCGCGGGGGAGGCUGUUGAAGUGGCUGGUGGAGACGGCUGUGUGGGGCGCGUUCGUGGGGUGGUUCUUUGGGCCUGCGCUGUUGGAGAGAUUGAUUGCGGCUAGCGGGGGCGAGUGCGUGGUAGUGCUCCCGACCGGAUACGUGUUGCAGUUGCCGGUCGAGGCGUGCCUCCAGAGUAGCGCCAUCAGCCCUGCGACGCAUCCGAGCCUGUUUGCGGCGAGCUUGAUGGUUCCCGAAGUGGAGACAUGGAAGGCGAGGCCGAGGCUGAGGAGGGGGCACGACGUCUCGGGACACGUCUUUCUUUUGACUAUGGGGUCGCUUUUCCUGGUGGAUCAGAUACGAAUGUCGCUCGCAACCAAGGGUCGCUGGAGCCAGGCGCAUAAAUAUGCCGUCUCAUUCGCCGCCGUUGUCCUCGGGCUGUCCCUGUUCGCAGUGUACACGACCAGCAUAUACUUCCAUACGCCAUUGGAGAAGAUCAGUGGUUUAGGUGAACAUGUGUCCGAUUUUGGCUUCAUACGAAGGCUGACUUUCCCUUGCCCUCUCAGCACUGGGCGUUGCGGGAUUUAUCGCCUGUCAACUUCCCUGGUUCGAGCCCGCGCCAUUUUGGGGAACGUCGACCUUCCCCUCAAUCGCUCCCUCACCAGCACCGGUUCAGAUUGA